Molecule: messenger RNA, 848 nt
Organism: Saccostrea cuccullata (small rock oyster)
Lineage: Eukaryota; Metazoa; Mollusca; Bivalvia; Ostreida; Ostreidae
Exons: 4
Coding region: 350-817 (155 amino acids)
Cellular component (GO): membrane
Source: RefSeq, a predicted model, not a curated record
CUAAACAGAAGCUCCAACUCCUCAAAUUUGUAAAGACUUGACGUCAAUUAGGUUCAAUUAUUGUACAUGAUACUUUAAUUCUCAAAAGCUACCCAAAACGGAUGUUGUUGAAGAUUUUUUAUUUCCUUGGUGACGUAACUUGACAUUAAAAAUUUUAUUUUUAUUUAACGUUAGUCGGAAGUUCCCACGCGAAGCAGAGGCUGUUUGAUCUAGGUCUAUCCAAUGGUUUGCUGUCAGGAAAGAUUCUAUUGAUUUAUUAUAGAGUCUGGAAAACAACGAUCUGGGGGACACUAGCUCAUGACGAGGAAUUGUAAAUAUCAGGAUAAUGAUACAAUCGUAAAAAAAUAGGAUGGAAGAACAGUUUCUUCGAAACGCCAAAGCAGAGGAGAAUGACAGUGAAAUUUGCACAUGUUCUCGAAAUGACGCCAUUGUCAAAGGUGAUCCAUGCCCAGGAUGCUGUCAUCGAAACGAAGAAGAAAAUAUACAGUCCAAUAAUAACAAAGCCCGCUUUAAAUCAUCAAACAGAAGAGUUUUGAAGGAAAUUCCUAUUGAUUUUUCUUCCCGAAACAGUCGAUGUUUGUUGGUUCUUUCUGUUUUGUCUGUUAUAUGCUUCUGUCCUACGGGGAUUUUUGCAGUGAUCACAGCGGCAAAGUUGCAAAAGGCAAGAAAGCUUGGGAAUGGCCCUAUGAUAGAGAAACUGACUUCUCGGACGAGGAUGCUGGUCUCCAUGUCGAUGGGAAUCUGGAUUGUUAUUCUAGUCUUUUGUUUGAUUAUAUAUUUUGUAAAUAUUUUUGGCAUUAGGAGUUACUUCACAUAACACGUCAUCCUUCAUUGUUUUCUUUUUAUGA